ACAUAACCUCACUUUUUCUGUUGAUUCGAUUUUCGGUCACAGUCAAUACGGGAUUCCUCUUCUUUUUUUUUUGAAUUGAUUCAUUAUUUUUAUAUUAAAAAUAGGAAUAAAAAAAUUACGAUAAAAAUGGCCGGAGCGCGUCUCGAAAAAGUUGGCACUAUUUUUGCGCGUAUGAAUUCACUUUUGAAAAAGAAUGUAUUGCAUCCAGAAGAUAAGCCAAUUUGGUUUGAGAUUUAUGCGCUGCACCCACCAUACACGGAGCCGCGAUACGAUCAAGAAGGUUCAGCCGAAGAAGUUCGAGAAAUUCUUUAUGAAGAAGACUUAAUUCGAUCAAAAUUGCACGAACGAGUGAAACAGUAUGACACAAUUAACUUUGCCGAUCAUAAAGCCGAGACUAAGACCCAGAAAUUCAUCAGUUUAUACACCAAUUUGAAGGCACAAGGUGCUUUAGACGAUGAAAAAAUAUUCGAGAUAGCGCUGGAACAAUUGAAAUCAUCGAGCAAACAGCGAGUCGAAGUGCUUGAAGAUGAAAUUCACGAGCCAGUUGAUUUUGGUUUAAUCAAGAGCUUCACUGAAGCCACCCGCGAGGCAAAGAAAGAUGCCGAAGAACCAAAAGAUAAAGCGCCCAAACGAAACGACAAUUCCGGUUCAAUUGACAUCAAAUCAUUGUUCUAGUUGUACAUACUUUCUCGUUAGAUAUUUGAAAUAAAUUAGUUGAAUUUGUGGAGGAAAA
Messenger RNA from Sitodiplosis mosellana (orange wheat blossom midge), 733 nucleotides. RefSeq names its product 28S ribosomal protein S23, mitochondrial (gene mRpS23). The transcript is spliced from 3 exons. NCBI's taxonomy places the organism in Eukaryota, Metazoa, Arthropoda, Insecta, Diptera, Cecidomyiidae. Gene Ontology annotation, cellular component: ribosome; mitochondrion. Gene Ontology annotation, biological process: translation. Bases 127 to 675 code for a protein of 182 amino acids. Gene Ontology annotation, molecular function: structural constituent of ribosome. The record is from RefSeq and is a predicted model, not a curated record.